GUGUUGCUGCCUAAAGAAGCCACCACGGCACCGAAGGACAUAGCUAACCUGCUGCAGACGGUGGGCCUGGGACAGAGCACAUACCAGAUUGGGAAAACUAAGGUGUUCCUAAAGGAGAGGGAGAGGCAGCAUCUGCAGGACACCCUGAACAAGGAAGUAAUGCGUCACAUCGUCAUCCUCCAGCGUUGGUUCAGGGCCUGUCUGAUCAGGAGGCACUUCCUCUGCAAGAAAGAUGCUGCCAUCCGAAUACAGCGAUGUUGGCUGGCGUUCCGAGCGGACAACAGGUACCUUGCGGCCACAGUGAUCCAGGCGGCAUGGAGAGGUUCUCAGGAGAGGACAGACUACUUGAGAAUGAGGAACAGCGUCAAGAAAAUGCAGGCACUGAUCAGGAACAGACAAGGUCCAAACAGCACCAAGGCUGAGGGAGAGAAGCCCACCACGCCUUCUCAGCUCCCUGCCAAAACGCAGUCCAAGCAUCAGUACCAAACCCAGCACCAGAGAAGCCUGGAGAGGACGGAGCUGAGGAGGAGGCAGCACAGUGAGGAACACGGUCCCAACAGAAGCCCCGAGACGAGCCCAGAAGUCAAUGGACAGAAGGCCGCCCAGAGGAACACAGAGACGGAGAAGAGAGAGGGAAGAGGCUCUCCACCUCCCCUCAACAGACCUCUCUCCUUCCCGCUAGACGCCAAGGCUGGCAGGGAUGGAGAGGGAGAGUCAACCAGACCCUCCCACCACACAGGCUCACUGAAGGGCUGCUCCACCUUGGAGGACAGUAAGGAGCGUGCUGAGGGAUGGAAUGUGAGCAGGAGGGAGGGAGGACACCAGGAAGACUCCCGCCAUGAGGUCCAGCGCCCCAGGAAUAUGGAGGGGUUGCUGCGGAACUCUGGGUCGGUGUCAGACAGCUCUCCCUUCGCCAUUGAGUUUCCGAAAUCUUUUGAUAUUUCCACGGACGGGGCUAGUUUCAGCCUCCCACAUGAGAGCAUAACCCGCAGAGACUCCAGCCAAUCCCAGCCGACCACUCCUGAUAGGCUUGGCUUCUUCAGUAAGUUUCGGAGGAAACGGCCGACUAAAAACUCACAGAUAAAUGCGUACGGGAUGGUGACCAAUGAGAAUGCACCAUCUGGGAAAGGAGCCACCUCUACCUCCUCCCUGUCCACUGGACGGCGUGGUAACAACAGUGAAGGGCAUGGUAACGCCACCAUCAGGAUCAGCCGAGCCACGCGGGUCUCCGAGCAGUGGAAUGCUUCUCUGGAACGGGAGAUCACCAACACCGACGAGAUCCGACACCUGGAUGAGUUCCUGGGGAACCAGGUAAACGAUCUGAGACCAGGGUGGCUAAAGAAGCUGUCAGCCCAGAGAGGAUCUUCCUACAGCCACCCAUUGCAGUUCAGACGAGACCUAUAA
This is a messenger RNA of Salvelinus sp. IW2-2015, 1404 nucleotides long. The record is from RefSeq and is a predicted model, not a curated record. NCBI's taxonomy places the organism in Eukaryota, Metazoa, Chordata, Actinopteri, Salmoniformes, Salmonidae.